AUGGCGGCGCCGGCGGGGUAUCUCCGCCGUCUUCGUGAGGAUCUCGGCAGGUGCUUCAUGAAGACAAGAUUCUACUCUUCGGGGAUGGAUUUGCGGAGGCUUCGGCCGAUGAUCCUCAAGAGAAUAAAGAACAGAGCGAGCUUCUACCCCGUGGAGAGCAUGAUCCGUGUUGCGGAGGAAGUCCUCUCGGCGAGGCGAGUCCUCCGGAGAGGUGUCGCUUCCCUGCUCGAAAUCUUCCCCGUCAAGUCUUGCAAGUAAGUCGGAAAACAUUGAGGAUGUCCUUGUGUCUUCAUUCCCUGUGUUUGAUUUAUGUAAAUAGGUACCCGUUUAUACGAAACCCUAGACAGAGUCUAGGCUGUUGAGCGGAGUAUCAAAAUUUACAGAGUGAAGCUGAGGACAGUGUGCGAUCUUUAAGAUCGUAAGGAAAACAAAACUUCAUUGAUCAGUAAAUAAUGAUUAUUCUAUCUUACAACAUGAAGAUUUUUCUCAUUAAUUGGUUAUUACACCGUGAGAAUUAUAUGCAAUAAGGGAGUGUUUGGAUUAUUUUCUAUGCACCAUUACGGAAUACGAUUACCUCACAGGUAUUCGUAUAGCUCUUUAUUAGUUUCUGUACUCCAACAGCAGGUAUCAUCCACUUUCAACAAGAACAUUCUAAAUUAUAUGCUAAAAAUAAUGAUGUAGGUGUUUUCUGCUGUGGAGGUAAGGUCACAUUUCGUGAUAUGGUUGAUCCGAGGGGAACGUAGACCAAAUUACGUGUCCAAUAAAAAUUGAAAAGAUUUGGCUCUCUGCAGAGACCAGUACAAUCAUGGUUUAGAGCACUAGUCUUUUGGUGAAUAGGUUUCCUCGGACCACAGGGAAUCUAAUGAUGAUCUUCAGCCAAUAAUUUACUAACAUCCUAGUGAUCUAGCUUAUUGAUAUUGAUAGGAGAACCAGAAUUUCGUGAAAUGAAGCUGAGGACAGCAUGCAAUCUUUAAGAUCUUGGGAAAAACAGAACUUCAUCCAUCUGUAGAUCAUCCGUGUUGAAUGUGGCUAAUGAUUAACGACCCAAUAAUCUUUCUUCUUCAUAUUCUGGGCAGUGGCUGGCUGAUAAGUUCAACAGAAGCUUAAGCCAUCCCAUCCGUAAUUAGAUCACUCACGCCUUUGAAGGUGAAGUGGAGAAUAUCUGGGCUCAGUUUCAGCUAUUGUCACACGUGGCUGUGAGAAGUAUCCAUGAACAGGAUUUUCUGUAAAAUCUGCAAUGAUAUAAAUGGAAGUAUCCAACCCCUAAGGGAUAUAUCAAGCAAUGAUGUUCAAAUUCCUUGAAUGGAAAGACAUCAUCCUUUUAGGGAUGGUAUGGCUCAGAUUCAGUCUCCGGGCAUUUUUCCUUUAUUUGACCUCUCUCAGUAAUCCGUGAACUAGAUUUUAUAAAAAUCUGUUGUUGAUAUAAAUUGAAGUCUGCAUUCCCUGAGGCAUAUUAUCUUCCAGUCAUCUCUCAGUUAUAUUGGAUGCAAGACAUUGGCUGUUCAAAGUACAUUCAUCAACCAAUUGAGUGGCAAAUAUUGGCUUCUAUUAGUGCAAUUUCCUUUUUUUUUAUUAAAAUGGUGAAUUCCACUGGAUACCAGAUGUUGCCUUCUCAUGUGACAAUCAUCAAAAAAUGCAAGAUAUUUCCUUUUUCUUUUGUGGUAAUUAGCCAUGGAAUUCAACUUUGUCUCUCGAAAUAUGAUGAAUGCUCCUUCAUUUUGCCCUCCAAUCCGUCUCCUUUAGGUUCUGCCCUGAAAUAUUCAUCGGAGAGGAAGGGCACCAGAUCAAGACCUGCCAUGGCUUCAAGCGCAUCAUCAGCAAUGAGCUCCACCACUGGGUUGACGGCCGGGUGGGCGACAUCCUUUUCCCAGUGGAAGCCUUUCAUCUGAACAAAAUGUUCCAGGCAGUGAUCAGGCAUGAACAGAGAUUCAACAUAGACCGCGUCCCGGCGGUCGUCGAGCUCUGCUCCCAGGCCGGGGCCGAGGUUCCCCCAGAAGACUGGCUUCUCCACGAAGAUGGUGGUGGCAGUGGCAGCGGCAGUGGCAGUGGGGCGCCACCAAAUGAGGAGCAAAUCAGAAGGGUGGCCGAGAGGACACUGGAAGCGUGGGAGGAGCUCAGGGCCGGUGUGCAGAGGCUGCUGCUGGUCUACCCUGCAAAGGUCUGCAAGUACUGCUCGGAGGUCCAUGUUGGGCCAUCGGGGCACCGGGCAAGGCUCUGCGGGGUAUUCCGGUUCGAGCGGUGGCGAGGUGGCCAUUUCUGGAAGAGGGCAGAGGUGGACGACCUCGUGCCGCCGAGGCUGGUCUGGCACCGCCGGCCCUACGACCCCACGGUGCUCAUCGAUGCCGGCAGGGGCUUCUACGGCCACGCGCCAGCAGUGAUCGAGCUGUGCGGUCAGGCUGGCGCCGCCGUGCCGAAGAAGUACUUCUCCUUGAUGAAGCUGAGGGGCCUCUCUGAACCCAGUCAUCCUGCCAGCAGCGGCGGCAGCAACUGA
Messenger RNA from Spirodela intermedia, 2491 nucleotides. Lineage: Eukaryota; Viridiplantae; Streptophyta; Magnoliopsida; Alismatales; Araceae. The record is from the annotation of a GenBank genome assembly.